UGGGAGGCAGAACUUUCAGUGAACCGAGACUGCACCACUGCACUCCAGCCUGGGAGACAGAGCAAGACUCCAUCUCAAAACAAAAAACAAAACAACACAAAAAAAGAAAAGAAAUAGAUGUAGUCAGGCCAGUCCUGGGAAGCAAAGGCGGUGCUGGGGAUGGGAGGAGGCAGGCAGGUUCCAGAGACUGUGAGGGGAUCAGCAGGACUCCUGAAGCCCUCAGUCAGUAGGAGCGGGUGGAGGAGAGGGACAGACCCAGCUUGGUUUGCAUAACACCAGGUUCAUCUUGAGGCUGACAUUUCUCCUUGACCUUUUUGUUUAGUCCCCACCCCCAAGGUCGCAUUAGCUGCCUGCUGAGUUUAAUCAAAUCUCUUCCUGUCCUGGCAAUGCCCGGGAAUGAAGGGAUAAUCAGUCUAUUUCCAGAAUCCAAAGAGGUUUAGAAGAAAAAGUAGCUUUCAUUUAGCUGUUGGCCCUCCCACCAACCUUCCCCAAGUGAGCUGGGUGACUCAUACAUCUGUGAGACCGUCUGUAUGGAGACGGGGCGGGGGGUGUCGCUUAAUGCUUAGAACUGCUGAAACGACCAGUUCACUGUCUCAGCACUAAUCCAACUCUGCUCCUUAAGUGGGAUUUGGCUUUUAGACAUUGAGACCUGGACGCUGGGCAUCCUCGCUAGAUCGCCUACAAAUUCCCCACAUACACAGGCCAGGGGCCUCAGCGGUGCCUCUGCAGGCUCAGCUGGUGCGACGGCACCAGCUUGCUCAGAACAAGGGCUGGCUGUUCAUCAUCUCAGAGCACAGAGACCCUCUCCUUGCCACCCGGCCCUUGCCACCUGGUUGGUGACAAAUCACAAGGUAUGUGACCACCACAGGCCAAAACCUUCUCAGAAACCUGGGGCAGGUGUGGGGAAGAGCCAGGAUGGGCGUUUUCAUGCAGACAGUAGGUCCCACCUUCACCUUUUCUGUGUGGUUUCCAUAAGACUUUGCUAUUUAAGGAGACUCAUGCCAUGGCUCAUGCCUGGAGUCCCAGCGACUCAGGAGGCUGAGGCUGGAGGAUCACUUGAAGCCAGGAAUUCGAGACCAACUUGAGCAAUACAGUCAGACCCAGUCUGUACAAAAAAAAACCAAAAAACAAAAAUAAAAAUAAAUGAGCUAGACAUGGUGUCACACACCUGUAGUCCUAGCGACUCAGCAGGCUGAGGCAGGAGGAUCACAAGCCCAGGAGUUCAAGGUUACGGUGAGCUGUGAUUGUGACACUGCCCUCCAGCCUGGGCAACAGAACGAGAUCCUAUAUCUUAAAAAAAAAACCUCAGAGUAUGUUUAAUUCCAGACCACUAAGAUGGCCUCUUAAUUGUAAUACAGAGUGGCUAUCUCUUAGUAGGAAUUGCUGAAUAGAACUUUUGGGAUUUUAAUAUAUUCUUUAAAAAAAAAGAAAAAUUGGUAGGAUCUUGCUAUGUCCCCCAGGCCAGUCUCCAGCUCCUGGCUUCAAAUGAUCCUCUCACUUCAGCCUCCCAAAGUGUUGAGAUUACAGGUGUGAGCCACAGUACCCAGCCAUUAAUAUAUUCUUGAAAACAGUCUUUAUGAAGUAGUUACGUUGUGGUUUUCAGGAACUUUUUUGAUUUGUCAUUAGACACAGUCACGAUAGAACUUUAAAUUCAACCUGGCUAAGUGUGAAAACACCAAAGGUUAGCCAGAAAGUAAAACCUCACUGGAAUCUAGCUGGACUCCCUGGUGAGGUGUACUGAGAAAUGUUUGAAGCUUACCAAGAAAAAUAAAAAUAUUGAAAACACCCCAAAUCAUGCUGCAGUAAAAUACAAACUAAGCAAAGACUCAUCAAUGAAACUCGGAUGUUGAAGCCGGUAGAAGGGAAUGGUGAGGGUGCACAGCAUCUCGUGAGUAGAUUUCAUACCCAGGAUGUUCUUGACUUGAUAUUUAGGAUUGUCUUACCUUUCUCCAGUCCUCUAACGCCUGACCAACACCCCAAGGUGGUAGAAGUUACCAGGGACAGGUAACAUGGCAGCCAGCGGGAAGACCAGCAAGUCCGAACCAAACCAUGUUAUCUUCAAGAAGAUCUCCCGGGACAAAUCGGUGACCAUCUACCUGGGGAAGAGAGACUACAUAGACCAUGUCAGCCAAGUCCAGCCUGUGGAUGGUGUCGUGUUGGUUGAUCCUGAUCUCGUGAAGGGAAAGAAAGUGUAUGUCACUCUGACCUGCGCCUUCCGCUAUGGCCAAGAGGACAUUGACGUGAUCGGCCUGACCUUCCGCAGGGACCUGUACUUCUCCCGGGUCCAGGUGUACCCUCCUGUGGGGGCUGCGAGCACCCCCACAAAGCUGCAAGAGAGCCUGCUGAAAAAGCUGGGGGGCAACACGUACCCCUUUCUGCUGACGUUUCCUGACUACUUGCCCUGUUCAGUGAUGUUGCAGCCAGCUCCGCAAGAUUCAGGAAAGUCCUGUGGGGUUGACUUUGAGGUCAAAGCAUUCGCCACAGACAGCACCGAUGACGAAGAGGACAAAAUCCCCAAGAAGAGCUCCGUGCGGUUACUGAUCCGGAAAGUACAGCAUGCCCCACUGGAGAUGGGUCCCCAGCCCCGAGCUGAGGCGGCCUGGCAGUUCUUCAUGUCUGACAAGCCCCUGCACCUUGCGGUCUCUCUCAGCAAAGAGAUCUAUUUCCAUGGGGAACCCAUCCCUGUGACCGUGACUGUCACCAAUAACACAGAGAAGACGGUGAAGAAGAUUAAAGCAUACGUGGAACAGGUGGCCAAUGUGGUUCUCUACUCGAGUGAUUAUUAUGUCAAGCCUGUGGCUAUGGAGGAAGCGCAAGAAAAAGUGCCGCCAAACAGCACUUUGACCAAGACGCUGACGCUGCUGCCCUUGCUGGCUAACAAUCGAGAAAGGAGAGGCAUUGCCCUGGACGGGAAAAUCAAGCAUGAGGACACGAACCUUGCCUCCAGCACCAUCAUUAAAGAGGGCAUAGACCGGACCGUCCUGGGGAUCCUUGUGUCUUACCAGAUCAAGGUGAAGCUCACAGUGUCAGGCUUUCUGGGAGAACUCACCUCCAGUGAAGUCGCCACUGAGGUCCCAUUCCGCCUCAUGCACCCUCAGCCUGAGGACCCAGCUAAGGAAAGUUACCAGGAUGCAAAUUUAGUUUUUGAGGAGUUUGCUCGUCAUAAUCUGAAAGAUGCAGGAGAAGCUGAGGAGGGGAAGAGAGACAAGAAUGACGUUGAUGAGUGAAGAUAUCAGUUCAGGAUGCCGGAAAAUGACCUGUAGUUACCAGUGCAAAGCCCCACAGUUUAGCCCUUUGGAGUUAUGCUACGUAUGAAAGGAUGAGUCUUCUUCUGAGAAAUAAAGCUUGUUUGUUCUCCCCUGA
Messenger RNA from Piliocolobus tephrosceles (Ugandan red Colobus), 3363 nucleotides. RefSeq names its product S-antigen visual arrestin (gene SAG). Gene Ontology annotation, cellular component: photoreceptor inner segment; photoreceptor outer segment. Lineage: Eukaryota; Metazoa; Chordata; Mammalia; Primates; Cercopithecidae. Gene Ontology annotation, biological process: signal transduction; G protein-coupled receptor internalization. The record is from RefSeq and is a predicted model, not a curated record. Gene Ontology annotation, molecular function: G protein-coupled receptor binding. The transcript is spliced from 15 exons. Bases 2010 to 3227 code for a protein of 405 amino acids.